AUGACUUUUACAAAUGAAAAGUCUAAUAUAAGUACAGAAAAUGUCCAGCAAUUCCUGGCUGAAAAACGAGCACAGAGAGAAGCAAUAAUAGCAGAAAGAAGAAAAUUGGCAGAAGAGAAUUUUGCCACGAGGAUUCAAUCCGAUGAAGUGAUAACAAUCGGUGCCGAAAUAAGGAGAGAAAAGAGAAGAUUCAUGAAACCUCCGGAAUA
Molecule: messenger RNA, 209 nt
Organism: Paraglomus brasilianum
Lineage: Eukaryota; Fungi; Glomeromycota; Glomeromycetes; Paraglomerales; Paraglomeraceae
Source: the annotation of a GenBank genome assembly